This is a messenger RNA of Clonostachys solani, 846 nucleotides long. The record is from the annotation of a GenBank genome assembly. NCBI's taxonomy places the organism in Eukaryota, Fungi, Ascomycota, Sordariomycetes, Hypocreales, Bionectriaceae.
AUGCCUUCAAAAGAGUGGGAUGAAGAGGAGAGCGGUUCCAGCGCACCCUCGUCUCCCAAGGUUUCUGCCGCUGCCGCUGCCGCCCGCCGCAAGUUCGACGACGAAGAGGAUGAUAGCGAUGUGCUCGAUUCUUGGGAUGCCGCAGAGGAUUCUGAAGUAGAGCGAGAGAAGGAGCGCAAGGCUAAGGAGGUCAAGGAGCAGGCCGCUGCUGAAGCUGCUGCCAACAAGAAGUCCAAGGCUCAGCGCAUCAAGGAGCACCAGGAUGCCCGUGCCAAGGCUCUCGCGGAAGAUUCUGACGAGGAUGAGGAGGAGGAGACCGAGGCUGAGCGCCGCGAACGUCUUCGCCGCACCGAGAAGGAGGCAGACAUGAAGCACGCCGAAGCCCUAUUCGGUAGUGAUGACUUUGGAGAUAUUGGCGUCAGCAACUCUCGCAAAGGCCAGACCGUUGGAACUGCCGUCGCUGUCAGCAACGACGAUCCUAGCAAGACUGUCAACAUUGCCACCCUCCCUCUCUUCAACCCCACCACCAAGGCCCAGUUUGAGCAGCUUCGCACGACCCUGGUGCCUAUCCUCGCCGCCAACGGCAAGAAGGCACACUACUCUCUCUUCCUGCAGGAGUUUGCCAAGCAGCUUGCUGCCGAGCUCCCCAGUGACCAGAUCAAGAUUGUUGCCAGCAAGCUCACGGCCCUGAGCAGUGAGAAGUUGAAGGUCGAGAAGGCCGCUCAAAAGGGUGGCAAGAAGACCAAGGCCGCCAAGACUAAGACAUCACUGGUCGCCAGCCGCGCUAAUACCGCUGACACGAACGCUUAUGAUGAAGAUGCUUUCGGAGAUGAUGAUUUUAUGUGA